UAACCACACGCAGCUCAAUCACGACAUUUAUUCGGCGUUCACUAUGCAUCACCUCAACACUCUCGGUGUAAGGACGCCCAAACACAGUAGACCGUACUGUAAAUACUACACGUGCCCCAUCCACUCUACCUUACAGGAUUCUCUCCGCAAAUAACAUGGGUUAAGAGGAGGAUGUCUGGAUAAUUCAUUUCAACUCUUUGCAAGGAUGGGGACUCGGAUAUUGUUUUCUGGCAGAGGCAUUUUGACAAAGACGAAGAGAGAAAUCAAAGAUUGGCUUUAAUAUCAUCCUUCAACUCUUUCAUUUCCUUUCCUUCUUUUCUUUUUUGAGAGAUGAUCGCAGAGUUGGUGUGCAGCGCCGUGGCACUGCUCCUGUAUGUCAACACUCUGGAUGCCGAUUUCUGCUACGAUGACAGCCGUGCUAUCAAGACCAACCAGGACCUUCUCCCCGAAACACCUUGGAUCAACAUCUUCUACGAUGACUUCUGGGGGACACUUCUCACCCACAGUGGUAGCCAUAAGUCCUAUCGCCCACUCUGCACACUCUCCUUUCGACUCAACUACGCCCUGGGUGCCUUAGAUCCCUGGGGUUACCACCUGGUCAAUGUGGUUCUACACUGUGCCACGACUGCCCUGUUCUCUAGCCUCUCAAGCCUGCUGCUUGGGUCGGGUUGCUGGAGCCUGCUGGCUGGGCUUCUCUUUGCCGCUCACCCCAUUCACACAGAGGCCGUGGCGGGAAUUGUGGGCCGGGCCGACGUGGGAGCCGCCCUCUUCUUCCUUCUGGCCCUACGCUGCUACAUAUGCCAUUGUGCCAUGAAGACGAGUGCCCACAGGCGAAGCUGGACGUGGUUUUUGGCCACCUUGGCAUGUGCUUCCUUCAGCAUGCUGUGGAAGGAACAAGGCGUAACGGUGCUGGCUGUGGCUGCCAUGUACGAUGUGUUUGUCUACCACGGGUUUAAGCUACAGCAGGUUCCCACUCUCUUCCAGAAGAAGAAGAACCUGCACCUGCUGUUGAGCGUGUUUCUUCUGGGCUUCUGGGGUAUCAUCCUUCUGGCUUGCCGUCUUUACUGGAUGGGCAACAAACCUCCAAACUUCUCCAACUCGGACAACCCUGCAGCAGAUUGUCCCUGUUUCCUGACUAGAACGCUAACCUUCUUUUUCCUCCCCGCCAUGAACGUUUGGCUCCUCCUGUGCCCUGACAUGCUGAGUUUUGAUUGGUCAAUGGAUGCCCUGCCUCUUCUGAGGAGCAUUGCAGAUUGGCGAAACCUCCACACCAUUGCCUUCUACGCCUCGCUUCUGACGCUGGUGUGGUUUGGCCUUCGCCAAUACCCAACCAAAAGUAAGGAGACCAACGGGAAAGCCAAUCAUGUAGCAAACGGGAAGUCCACGAACGGACACAGUUGUAGCUCUGAUUAUGAACUCUCGAGUUUUUACUCCAACUCAGUGCACGUGAAUGGAACAAACGGUACUGCAAAACACUAUUCGUCAUCUUUACCCACCACAGAGAGUUUGGUGGUCUUCUCAUUGGGUCUACUGGCCGUUCCCUUCCUGCCUGCCAUCAACCUGUUCUUCUAUGUGGGCUUUGUGGUGGCGGAGCGAGUACUGUACAUCCCUAGUAUGGGCUUCUGCCUGUUGGUAGCAGUGGGGAUGAGAGCUUUAUACAUUAGGUUGAGGAGGAAGUCCUCCAGAACUUUGGUUCUAGGCUGCUCUGCCGCCCUGGUCCUUCUCUUUGGGAUUAAGACAGUGUUGAGGAACCGUGACUGGCAGAACGAGGAGAUGCUAUACAAGUCAGGAAUAUCUGUGAACCCUGCUAAAGCCUGGGGUAACUUGGGAAACGUCCUCAAGAACCAGGGAAAGGUGGCGGAGGCCGAGCAAGCCUACAGGAACGCUCUGUACUACCGGAGGAACAUGGCUGACAUGUUGUAUAACCUGGGUCUGUUGCUCCAGGAAAACAAUAGAUUCUCAGAGGCCCUCCACUACUAUAAGCUGGCAAUUGGGAGCAGGCCAACACUGGCUUCCGCCUACUUGAACACAGGAAUUGUCCUGAUGAACCAGGGCCGUCUAGAGGAGGCCAAGCGCACCUUUGUCACUUGUGCCGAUAUCCCAGAUGAAAACCUGAAGGAUCCUCAUGCACACAAGAGCUCAGUCACCAGCUGCCUGUAUAACCUGGGAAAGCUUCUUCAUGAACAGGGUCACCAGGAGGAGGCCAUAUCGGUAUAUAAAGAAGCCAUUCAGAAGAUGCCCAGGCAGUUUGCCCCACAGAGCCUUUAUAAUAUGAUUGGAGAGGCCUACAUGAGGCUGAACAAACUGACAGAGGCAGAACACUGGUAUAAGGAAUCUCUCCGAUCCAAGCCGGACCAUAUACCUGCACACCUCACUUACGGCAAGCUCCUGGCUAUGACGGGUCAGAAAACUGAAGCGGAGAAGUUCUUUCUCAAGGCGAUCGAGCUCGAUCCUACUAAAGGAAACUGCUAUAUGCAUUAUGGUCAGUUUUUGCUGGAGGACUCGCGGCUUUUGGAGGCUGCCGAAAUGGCAGAGAAAGCCGCCCAGUUGGACAGUGAAGAAUUUGAUGUGGUUUUCAGUGCAGCUCACAUGCUCAGGCAAGCCAGCCUCAAUGAUGCUGCUGAGAAAUACUACGGACAAGCAGCCAGCCUGAGACCCAAUUAUCCCGCAGCCCUCAUGAACCUCGGAGCUAUUCUCCAUCUCAAUGGCAAACUCCAAGAAGCGGAGGCCAAUUACCUGCGAGCCUUGCAGCUGAAACCGGACGAUACCAUCACUCAGUCCAACCUGCGGAAACUGUGGAACAUCAUGGAAAAACAGGGCUUAAGGACCAUGGCUCCUUGACUUGGACACAUUUGAUCUGACAGCUUCUCUGAAGUUGUAAAGGAGAUGUUCUCUCUGAGCUCUCAGUAAUGAGGUAAUUGACAUCCUACGGCUGACAAAGAACAUCUUCAAAACCUGGGUUACCCAUGGGAUGCUUAAGCAUGCGAGAGCGGCUUCGUCUGGUAAAACUGAGACAUUCUGGAACAAUCUAGAACUGCGGAGCUCUUCAGACGUGUCGGGAGUCCUUAACUUGAAGUGGCCCAUAGAUGCAUACUUGAAGUCUCAUGAUAGAUUAGAUGUUAAUUAGCUAGCCAAUGCUUAAUAGUCUUGAAGGGCAAUAUUUGCCCUGGGACUGAGAAGGAAUUGAGAGUGCUACAACCCCCAUGAGGCUAUACUCUGCAUGUACAGUACAUUUAAAUGUCAUUUCUCUAUUCAUAUGAUUGGAAUCAUUAAUAUUUAAUGAGCACAUCAUGGCUGACAGAAACGCCUGGACGAAAAAAAGAAAAAAAAUUAUAAUAUCUUCUAAACCUCAUCAAAAUAAUUAGGUAAAUAGGCCAAACAUGUCAUAAGUCUUUCUAACUGUAAAAACAAAUGGCAAAAUGAUUGAUUUGUGAGGUUGCAGACUUAGGGUGUGUUCACACUUUUAGUUUGGUUCUCUUGGUUCUUUUGGUCUGGACCAAAAAAAGAAAAGAAUUCAUUUAGUCCUGGUUUACCAGAGUUUGUUUUAAUCUAACCAAACCUGCCAAGUGUGAACACACCCUUAAUGACACUGUACAGAUGAGCACAGACAUUAUGUGAAGUUUGGUUUGGGAUGCAGAAUUCUUAGCGAAUGCUUUUACACGGUCCAUCAACGUUUUGUCAAUCCAGACAGGACAUGCCCACAACACAAGCUAACUAGUGGAUUGUAACUUCUGGGAUCAAGAAAUUGGAUCCAUUUGCUGCAUAUUGCCAAAAAUGACAGGAAAGGAACAUUCGAUAAGCUAUGUAGCCUGAAGGAAAUUAGCGAAUUGAAUUUGCAAAUUUUGCCUUACUUUGCAUAAAACUGUUGUGUAACAAAUAGAUUCAACCGAUUUGAUGUCCUUGUUGCGUUACUAAUAAAAAUUCGGAUGAAAAAUGUUCAUUUGUUAGAAUAUCACAUUUAGCAGAGUGAGUUUAUUCACAGUUGCACCACCAUUCAAAAGUUUGGGGACAGUAAAGACGUUUAUAAUGUUACAAGUGAUUUUAAAUAAAUGCUGUUCUUCUGAACUUUCUAUUCAGUUUACACAAGAAUAUACAAUAUUAAGCUGCAUAACGGUUUUCAACAUUGGUAUUAAGAACUGAUUCUUGAGCACCAAAUCAGCAUAUUAGAAUGAUGAUUUCUGAAGGAUCAUGUGACACUAAAGAUUCAGCUUUUCACAGAAAUAAAUUAUAUUUUAAAAUAAAUAAAAAUUGUAAUUGUAAUAAUAUUCACAGUAUUACUGUUUUUCUGUAUUUUGAUCAAAUCAAAUGCGUCCUUGGUGUGCUUAAGAGACUUCUUUCAAAAACAUAUUUAAAAAAUCCCAAACUUUUGAACGGUAGUGUUUAUUAGAUCUGAACAUUAGGGCCAUGGACAUCGAUUAGUUCUGCUGGUAAUGUCCUUUUGACUGAAUUGAUUCAACAGACCAGAAAUGCAAAGUUUUGACUGGUAACUCCUAACCAAAUACAGAUACGUUUACUUGUUGCACCUAUCUAACAAUAUACAGCCAUAGUUUUGUAAGGGAUUGUUUAUAUGUAUUGUUGGUUUAAUAUUUUCUUCUAUGUUUGAGUGUAUAGAUGGAGCCUAAUAUAUAAAAUGACACAUUACACAGUAUGAUGUUGUUGCUCAAACAGAAAACGAUGAGCUAGAAUCACGAUAUGCGAAUUACUUGUUUAGUUCAUUCAGCGAUUACUUUGUUUCAUGAUGGUCUUUAUUCCGUGCAUGUUCCUGAUCUUUAACUUGGUGCUCUUAUUUGGUGAUCCCAACUAUUUUUAUGAAGGAAUUUUGUAAUAUGAGCCUCUCCAUUCUGAC
Molecule: messenger RNA, 4846 nt
Organism: Rhinichthys klamathensis goyatoka
Lineage: Eukaryota; Metazoa; Chordata; Actinopteri; Cypriniformes; Leuciscidae
Gene: tmtc2b
Product: transmembrane O-mannosyltransferase targeting cadherins 2b
Exons: 12
Coding region: 331-2841 (836 amino acids)
Biological process (GO): protein O-linked glycosylation via mannose
Cellular component (GO): endoplasmic reticulum membrane
Molecular function (GO): protein binding; mannosyltransferase activity
Source: RefSeq, a predicted model, not a curated record